This is a messenger RNA of Anguilla anguilla (European eel), 756 nucleotides long. Its product is annotated as retinal rod rhodopsin-sensitive cGMP 3',5'-cyclic phosphodiesterase subunit gamma-like. The record is from RefSeq and is a predicted model, not a curated record. Gene Ontology annotation, biological process: visual perception; positive regulation of epidermal growth factor receptor signaling pathway; positive regulation of G protein-coupled receptor signaling pathway. Bases 238 to 510 code for a protein of 90 amino acids. Gene Ontology annotation, cellular component: photoreceptor outer segment membrane. The transcript is spliced from 3 exons. Gene Ontology annotation, molecular function: 3',5'-cyclic-nucleotide phosphodiesterase activity; cGMP binding. NCBI's taxonomy places the organism in Eukaryota, Metazoa, Chordata, Actinopteri, Anguilliformes, Anguillidae.
GCAUCCAGUUUUGCUGUUAAAGACCCAUCAAGUGUCUUAUCUUUUCUCUCUCUCUAUCCACAUUCUCCAUCUCUUUAGCUGCAUCUCAGAGUUGGUCAAACCAAGCCACAGCCUUCAGUGUGCUCCCCCAUCACCUCCGGAGCCCCAGCUAGAAGCUGAUUCCUUUGCUUCCUUCGCCCAUACUCCUCCAGCUCUUGAAGAUCUCCCACCUCUUGCCUACCAUCAAGUCGCCGAGGCAUGAACUUGGCGGUGGCCAAACCCGAGCUCAAGGCCAGCGCGCGCGUGUCCGGCGGGAGUGCAGCUGCCACCGCGCCACGCAACGGCCCGCCAAAGUUCAAGCAGAGGUCGACCCGACAGUUCAAGAGCAGGCCCCCGAAGAGGGGCGUCCUGGGAUUCGGUGAUGAUAUCCCUGGGAUGGAAGGCUUAGGAAUGGACAUCACUGUCAUCUGCCCCUGGGAAGCUUUCAGCCACCUGGAGCUCCAUGAACUGGCUCAGUAUGGCAUCAUCUGAGUCCUCCACCUUCCCACAAGCCCCUCUGUGUCUCAUCCUCCAUCCUACUCAAGCAACCUGUCUGCAGCUUGCUCUCUGCUGUAUCUGUUCAAGAGGCACACAGAUAACAAAAAAGCAGCUAAAUAUGAUGUUAUGGAAAUAUAUAUUUAAAAAAGGCCACCGUGAGACUGUUACCCCUCUUUGUAACUAUUUUUUUAGUGUCUGGUAUUUCCUGCAGCCAAAGUUCUCUGCCAUCUCAGCUAUUGU